GCGGGGUCGGGAACGUGACCAGCGGAAGGGACGGAGGGCCGGCCGGAAAGAAGACCCGAAGGAGGGAAGGGACCACGGGGCAGCUCCGCGCGAGAGGCGUGGUCGGGAAGUAGACCCGAGGAAGGAUCGAGGUUGGGAAGGAUACCAGCGGCAGGGGCGUGAGCGUGGAGAAGACCCGCGGAAAAGGCGUGGCCGGUCCGGGCGCUCGGGAACGCGUCUCUGUCAGGCCCUGACCCCGGCGGGACUCCGACGGGACGCCGACGGCGCCGGGAUGUGGAGGACGCGCGAGGAGGUGGACGCCACGCUGCGCACGGCCAGGCUGAACGCGGCGGAGCUGCAGCCCGCCGUGCACUGCCUGCGCUUCGGGCCCGCGGCCACCGGCGACACGCGCCUACUAGAGCUGGAACCUGCCCUGUGCCAGCGUCUGGAGGAGGGACACAGUUUUGUGAUUCGUGGUGAUAAAGAUGAGCAAGCCGUGCUAUGCAGUGAAGACAGAACAUAUGACCUGAAGAUAGCAGAUACUUCAAAUAUGUUGCUUUUUAUUCCUGGUUGCAAGACUCCAGAGCAGCUGAAGGAGGAAGACACACUCUGUGACAUGAUCCAUGCCGAGAUCUUUGGUUUUUCUAAUAAUUACUGGGAAUUAAGAAGAUGUAGACCUAAAUUAAAGAAGCUAAAGAAACUUUUGAUGGAAAAUACCUAUGAAGGACCUGACAGUCAAAAAGAGAAAGAUUCAAAUUAUUCCAAAUAUACAACUGAAGAUUUGCUUAAUCAAAUUCAGGCAAGUGAGCAAGAAAUAAUGGCCCAAUUACAAGUUCUAAAUGCCUGUGAAAUUGAAGGUUAUUGGAGGACUCUUGAAUUUGACUAUGAGAUGAAACUUCUGAAUCAUAUAACUCAGCUUGUGGAUUCCGAAUCAUGGUCUUUUAGUAGAAUUCCUUUGAAUACAUGCCUCCAGGAACUUGGACCAUUGGAGCCUGAGGAAAUGAUAGAGCAUUGUCUUAAAUGUUACGGGAAGAAAUAUGUAGAUGAAGGUGAAGUUUAUUUUGAAUUGGAUGCUGAUAAAAUAUGCCGAGCAAUAGCACAAAUGCUACUUCAGAAUGCGGUGAAAUUCAAUCUUGCUGAGUUUCAGGAAGUGUGGCAACAGAGUGUUCCUGAAGGAAUGACAACCAGGCUUGAUCAGCUCAAGGGUUUGGCACUGGUAGAUAGAAACUCAAGACCAGAAAUAAUCUUUUUGCUGAAAGUAGAUGACCUACCUGAAGACACUCAGGAACGUUUUAAUAGUCUGUUCUCGCUAAGGGAGAAGUGGACAGAGGAGGACAUCGCUCCAUAUAUUCAAGAUUUGUGUGAAGAGAAGCAAACCAUAGGUGCAUUACUCACUAAGUAUUCGCGUUCUUCAAUGCAAAAUGGUGUUAAAGUUUAUAAUUCAAGAAGACCUGUUUCUUAAAAGAACAAUCUUUUCUUUGGGACUAAAGUUGGUUUAUAAAGUGGCUGGAUAUAAGAAAAAGAUCUUAUGACUUCUUUUUAAAACCUAACUUUUCUUCUUUUUUUUAAGGAUACAGGUCUCACU
This is a messenger RNA of Carlito syrichta (Philippine tarsier), 1564 nucleotides long. It is a transcript of the gene DSCC1, whose product is annotated as DNA replication and sister chromatid cohesion 1. Lineage: Eukaryota; Metazoa; Chordata; Mammalia; Primates; Tarsiidae. Gene Ontology annotation, cellular component: chromosome, centromeric region; chromatin; Ctf18 RFC-like complex. The transcript is spliced from 10 exons. Bases 272 to 1441 code for a protein of 389 amino acids. The record is from RefSeq and is a predicted model, not a curated record. Gene Ontology annotation, biological process: mitotic sister chromatid cohesion; maintenance of mitotic sister chromatid cohesion.